AAGCUGUAGAGCCCAGACUCACGUCGCGCGAGCAGCACCAGAGACGGAGCAGCCCAUGCCAAGCGGCUUUGAUUAUUCCAAGUGGAACAACAUCGAGUUGUCAGAUGAUGAGGAGGAUGUGCAUCCGAACAUCGACAAAGCCUCGUGGUUCAGAUACAAGCACCAGACUCGAGUAGAGAGAGAUGAGGACGAGGAGAAAAAGCAGCUUGCUCUCGAGAAGCAGCUUGAGAAGCUACAGAAGGAGUAUGAUAGCUUUGGAGAGGGAGGCAAAGAUCAUUUGAAAGCGAAAAAAAUCAAGGUCGAGCUUGAUAAGGUCCAAGAAGAACUGGAGACCAUGGAGAAGAACAAGAAAUGGAAUGCAGAUAACAUGUGCAAAACAGUGGAGCAAAAGACCGUGCUGUCCGACAGCAAAGACACUCCGGGGCCUGAACCCCGACUGCAGGGAGAAGCUGUGGCCCAAGGCUAUUGCGAGUUUGUGGAGGAGAAUGAGGACUUGUUAGAGAGCUACAUAGCACUUGGAGAGGAGGAGGACCUGGAAAAAGUGGGCAACUUUCUCCGAGCGCACGGCGGGAAGCUCUUGCAGGGUGAGCACGCAGAGUCGUACCUGCUCUUGGAUUGCCUGGAGAAGGAAAUGAACGGCCUUCACCAGGAGAUGACGCAGUCGGUGCGACAAUACCAACUUCUCGUGCAGCUGCGAGAGUUCAGCCGUGCAGCAGGCCGCCCGGCACGCGACUCGGUGAAUCCCAUCUUCCAGCGCCUCAUCGAGCAUGAAGGAACCCAAGAAUCCUUCGAGGAGACUUGCCAAAAUUUUGUGCGGCGGAUAGAAAAGCGCGCGGUGGAGAAGAAGAAGGAGAUGGACGCGGAGGAGGCGGCAAAUCCUUUAGGGCCAGGCGGUUUGGAUCCAAUGGAGGUCUUUGCAACGCUGCCGGAGGAGAUGCAGUGGCCAACUCAGUUGGGAUCUAACGCGCACCUCCAUCCGAGGCUCAGAGGACGAGGACAUGGAGCUAGAGGUUGGGUGCUCCAGGACGGUUCUAUCUUGGGGCUCUUGGGAUGGCAUCAUCGCCUCGGGGCGGCGACGAUGCGAGCCCAAACCCAGAUGUGAUUCCUUUCCACCGGACCUUUGUUUUCGCCCGUCCACCCACCGACUUCGGUCGCCAUGGUGGCGACGGCCGUCCGGAACCGAGGAUCGCCUUCCGAACGAAAGACCUCCAAAGGCUGCAAGCUGCGGUACCUCGUUUGCCAUUGGCAUGUCAAUGAUGUGGUUUAGUAGCAUGUCAACGUGGUGGUGCAUUAAGAUGCAUUAAGAUCAUAUAAGGGACACCCACACAGGGCCCUAGAAUAGUACAAGGAACAAUGGACAAAGCCCAACUCAUUGGGGGGUCUCUCUCUAGUCCAAUGCACACCUAUGUGAGCAAACACAUGCCUUUCAGCAUGUAGCUGGUGAAGCUGUGAAGCUCCUUUUCUUCUGCCCUUUCCUUUCUCUCGCUGCAACCGCAAGAGAGUGGCUGUUUUCAGAACCCACAGGCUGGCUCUUUUGGUGUGGUGGACAGGGGCAAACGUGUCGGGCAAACGUGUCAACAGGGUUGCUCUGAUUGUCACUUCUAAAGUCUUGCAAGAGUCUUCUAGCAUGUGGUUCUUUUUUGUGUAAGCGAGAGAUGACACAUGAACCAUGUCAAUGCAGGAUUUCUUUUUUCCAACGCCACGCAGGCUUUGGUAAGCCGGUAAGCCUUGAGUCGACCACCUUCGGGCGUUUCGCGAGGUGGAAUCCUUGCCAGAGGAGGAAGCCAGGUAUCACCUGCAGCGCUGCGAGGAAAGUGGCUUGUGGGUGCCCAGUACAGAGGCUGGAGCUCCUCCCUACAGAGCUUGAGAUUCAGAGUCUCAGGUGCUCAGGGCUGAUAAUGAACCCUGGCGCUGCCAAAAAGGUGGUUCCAUCUCCAAGUGGCAAGCAGGAAGUCAGGAAUCUUAGAAUUAUAUUUCCACUUAUCCCUCCUUCUGUACCCACCUACAAUGGACCACUCGGUUGUUCUGCGAAGUGCAACAACAGAACCUAUUGAUC
Molecule: messenger RNA, 2056 nt
Organism: Durusdinium trenchii
Lineage: Eukaryota; Dinophyceae; Suessiales; Symbiodiniaceae
Source: the annotation of a GenBank genome assembly